Molecule: messenger RNA, 822 nt
Organism: Insectozyma verbasci
Lineage: Eukaryota; Fungi; Ascomycota; Pichiomycetes; Serinales; Debaryomycetaceae
Source: the annotation of a GenBank genome assembly
AUGGGUUAUCCAGAACAAUUUAAAAUUGCAACUAGAUUAUUAAAUGAUAAUAUUUUAUUAGGUUCAACUGCAUUUACAAGAUUUGAUAGAGUCAAUUUUGGAGCGAGAAUGGCUAUUUUCAAUUAUAAAUCUACAACUCCAUCUCCAAAUACUGAUAAUUUAAUAAUUUGGUCACCUUUACCUUAUGGUUCGCAAGUACAAGAAAUUUUACAAAAUUUCACUACUUCUAAUUUUGAAUCAAGUUUAAAAUAUGUAAUUAUACCAGACAAAGAACAUAAUAUGGCUGGUAAAACAUAUAAGGAAAAAUUCCCCAAUUGUAAAUUAAUUGGAAUGGAAGGAAUCGAUUACGGUACAAUUAAACUUGAUUAUAUUUUUAAAAAAUCAAUGGGAAAUAUGAUAUUUAAAGAUGCAAAUUUAAGAGAAAUUAUAAAUGAUGAUUUAAUUGUAGAUAAUUUUGAAUUCGUAUAUUUACCGUAUCAUUCAAAUCAAGAAUUAGUCGUGUACGAAAAAAAAUCAAAAACAUUAUUUGAAGCAGACUUAUUAUUUAAUCUUGGUUGUUCUAGUCAAUUGGAACAAUUUUCACCUGCUACUGGUUAUCCAUCUAAUUUUAAUCCUCAUACUGGCUGGUCAUUUUUAACAAGAUAUUUACAACCAUAUUCAAAAAUUGGUAGAUGGAUGUUUAGAUUUGUAGUUAAUGUUAAAAAAAGUAAACAAGGAUUACAAGCUAUUAGUUUAUUAAAUUUUGAUAAUAUUGUAAUGUGUCAUGGUAAUAUAAUUACAGAAAAUGCUAAAAAAGCAUUUGAUAAUGUGUUCAUUGAUUAA